AUGAAGGUGGCUACUAUGCUAGAAAGAGAACAUCUCUGGCACCCACAGCAAAAGAUUAGAGUGCGGAGUAGUCAUAUACUUGCCAGUCCUGCCAUGCGAGAAAUACGCAUAGGAGCGAUACAAUGUCUAGGCACAUUCGGCGGAGCAAGGCACCAUGGAGAGUCUAGCAUAUCUGGCGUCUCUGGGCUUGACCUGGACAGUUACCAGAAGGAUCUAAAAGUAAUAGCUAGUAGUGCUAGAAAGAGACAUAGAGAGGCUGACGGAGUACAACUGUUAGACACAAGAAAGAGAGGGAUGAAAAGAGGAGUUGGGAGAGCCAAGACAGAGAGGGAAGACAAGACAGAGAGGGAAGACAAGACAGAGAGGGAAGACAAGACAGAGAGGGAAGACAAGACAGAGAGGGAAGACAAGACAGAGAAGGAAGACAAGAUGAGGCAGCAGAGGUACUGGAGGUUCAUCGGCAGAGAGAAGUAUGAAGCGGUGCCACUUCAGUAUCUACACAUGCUUGAAGCGCGACACUCCUUGAGCUUGCGGCCGGUGCAAACUGGAAUCUCAUAA
Pseudovirgaria hyperparasitica is the source of this 558-nucleotide messenger RNA. RefSeq lists its product as uncharacterized. Lineage: Eukaryota; Fungi; Ascomycota; Dothideomycetes; Acrospermales; Acrospermaceae. The coding region runs from base 1 to 558 and encodes 185 amino acids. The record is from RefSeq and is a predicted model, not a curated record. The transcript is spliced from 2 exons.